Messenger RNA from Argentina anserina (silverweed cinquefoil), 739 nucleotides. Its product is annotated as RNA polymerase II transcriptional coactivator KIWI-like. The coding region runs from base 54 to 371 and encodes 105 amino acids. Gene Ontology annotation, cellular component: transcription regulator complex; nucleus. Lineage: Eukaryota; Viridiplantae; Streptophyta; Magnoliopsida; Rosales; Rosaceae. Gene Ontology annotation, molecular function: transcription coactivator activity; DNA binding. Gene Ontology annotation, biological process: positive regulation of transcription initiation by RNA polymerase II. The record is from RefSeq and is a predicted model, not a curated record. The transcript has 4 exons.
AGAGAGAGAGAAGUGAAGUGAAGUGAAGCGCCGAUCAACAAGAGCGAAAGAGAAUGUCGUCGUGGAGAGGAAAGCGGAAGGACGAGGAUGAGAGUGUCGCUGAUGCCCACGCGCCCCCCAAAAAGACCGCCAAAAGAGACUCCUCCUCUGAUGACUCUUCCGAGGACAUCGUCGUCUGCGAGAUAUCGAAGAACAGGAGAGUGACGGUGAGGAACUGGAAUGGGAAGGUUAUUGUGGACAUUCGCGAGUUCUAUGUCAAGGACGGCAAGCAGUUGCCUGGGAAGAAAGGCAUCUCACUACCGAUGGAUCAGUGGAAUGUUCUUCGGAGUCAUGUGGAGGAGAUUGACAAUGUUGUUAACGAGACUGCUUAGAAAUGUCUUUCGUGGUAAAAAAAAAAAGUUAGCUUGCAAGGUAGUUUUGUUUAGGCUGUUAACACAGUAACCGUGUGUGACAUUCUGUAUCUGCCUAGAGUUGAAAACUGUAUGAAGAUCAAUGACUAUGCUUUGGAAUUAGACUUCAGCUUCUUAUUCAUGUAUGCAAGUACUUGAUCAACUAUCUUAAGUAUUAGGUUACACAUGGACUGGUCUGACAGUGUUUAUAGUUUGCUGCCCAUUAAAGCUGACACAUAAUGCUUUUGAAAAUCUCCACUGCAUAAUGUUUGUGUAAGAAAACACCUCGGUGAAAUUUUGUAUAAAUUGGACACAAAUAUUGGAUUUACAAUGAAGAGAAUCAUUUUAGU